Messenger RNA from Suillus subaureus, 610 nucleotides. RefSeq lists its product as uncharacterized. The record is from RefSeq and is a predicted model, not a curated record. The transcript is spliced from 2 exons. Lineage: Eukaryota; Fungi; Basidiomycota; Agaricomycetes; Boletales; Suillaceae. The coding region runs from base 1 to 540 and encodes 179 amino acids.
AUGCGGCAAGCCUGCACACUGCAACAUACCUCCCACGAAGUCAAUCUUGGACCCCACACUUUCAAACUUUGGGAAGUUUCGUCGCUCCAAUCAAUGGGUUUUUUCCGGACCUUAUUCACAAAAUGGCGCCUGAAAAAGUCAUACAAAAAAUUGUACAGAGACGAUAGUGUCUACCUCCUCUUGUAUUGCAUAAGGGGGUCGAGGGCCCAGAGGGCACUAGUCAGGGAUUAUAAAUUUUUCACCGACAUAGUCGGCUCUGCCUCCACUGCGGCAGGCGGCGUACCAAUCGCCGCUGUGGUCACCUCCUUGGAAGAUCAUCCUACGGACAUGGAUAAGUGGUGGGCGAAGAACGAAGACAACCUGAAAAGCCUCGGGAUGCGGUUCUCCGCACACGCUUGUAUCACAUCGCUCCCUGACGAACCAAAUGCAUCACCCAUGAUGCGCGCACGUCGACAGCGAUCAGAACAAGCUAUCCGCAGUCUCAUUUAUGACCCCUAUCAAACAGGUACCCAGACACCUCGCAGUUCCAGGCCAGCUUAAGUUGUCAAGCUUACUUGUGCAAUACGGUUCUCGAAUGUUAGCCUCAGGUUACUACGCAUGCUACUUUAUG